Molecule: messenger RNA, 2217 nt
Organism: Diplodia corticola
Lineage: Eukaryota; Fungi; Ascomycota; Dothideomycetes; Botryosphaeriales; Botryosphaeriaceae
Product: zn 2cys6 cluster transcripitional activator
Exons: 3
Coding region: 1-2217 (738 amino acids)
Biological process (GO): positive regulation of transcription by RNA polymerase II; DNA-templated transcription
Molecular function (GO): zinc ion binding; DNA-binding transcription factor activity, RNA polymerase II-specific; sequence-specific DNA binding
Source: RefSeq, a predicted model, not a curated record
AUGUAUCCAGACGACGCUGCCCGAGACAGCCCUCUGAUGGUGCUGGAGACGCCGCUGCUGCGCGUCAGCCGGCCCGUUGCCGCCUGCUCGAGAUGCCGCAGCGCCAAGGUCAAGUGCGACGGCAAGCUACCGGCCUGCACCGCCUGCGAAAAGGCCAACCGCGCCGCCGAGUGCUCCAGCACUAACGACCAGUUUGCCCGCGGCAAGGAGCGCAGCUAUGUGGCCACGCUGGAGGCCCGCGUGGAGAAGCUCGAGAAGCGACUGCACGACGCCCGCUCGCGCCGCCGCUCGUCUGUGACCAUGACCGAGCCCGAUGCCCAUCAGAGUACCCCCCGUUCGGCGCCCGCCGCCAAUGUCUCCAAGGCCACGGACAAGGCCGCUCGCCGCAAAGAGGAGGACGACAUCAACGACCUCGUCUCCGACUUUGGGCUGCUGUCAGUCAACGCCACCGCCCGCGAUUUCUACGGCUUUACUUCAGCCAUGUCUUACGCCCGCCUCAUCCUGUCUGCCUCUUCAAAGGAGCCUUUGCCCUCGGGAAUGGCCAAAAGCCUUCCCCCCCGGUAUGCCAUCACCUCCCUGAUCCAACACUACCUCGACUCCAUGUUCGUGCUCCUGCCUAUCCUGGACGAGACCAGUUUCUACGGCUCCGUCGACGCCGUCUACCAGCCUGACCAGCGUAAGGCGGGUGCUUUCGAUUUCUGGACGCUACGGAUGGUCCUUGCCAUUUCGUCCAUCAGUUAUUCGGAGCAGCGCGGAGACGUGCAUUACAGCGAUGCUGUAGGCCAUGUUAAUGCAGCCCUCGAACAUGCAGAAGACGUGCUUCGUCCCGGAUCUGUUGCAAGCAUACAGGCCAUGUUGCUCCUGGCACAGUACUCGAUGCUAGAUCCGCAUCACUUUGACAGUUGGACCCUCGUCGGUGCUGCGUCGCGGGCAAUGGUUGAUCUCGGUAUGCACGUGGAUCCCUCCAAGAGCGCGUCGAUGAGCAAGCCCAAGCUUGAGCUUCGAAGGCGUGUGUAUCACUGUCUGUAUGCCAUUGACAGGGAGACUUCAUUGGUCCAAACGAGGUCUUUCUCCUUCUCCGAUGAUUCGGCGCACGUCGGGCUUCCGUUCUCCGGCAGCGCAUCUUCCGCUUCGAAGGCGUCAUCAUCAUCGCUGACCCAGUGGGGCCAGUCCUUCGAGUCAGCUCUUGAUCUUUUCCGUUUACGUCAAAUCCAGUCAGCCUGGUACACUGAUCUCUUCCAGUCAGAACGUGACGCAUGGCCAGACCCCUAUCCUCGCCUGUGGAGGAUCUAUAACUCGAUGACGUCGUGGUUCAUGAAACUGUCGCAGAAGAUUUCGCCGGCAUCCCGAACGUAUUUCGAGCUCGAGCUGCUCUAUAGUUAUGUCUACGCGCUCUCGCCAAGUCCACGCUGCCCAAGGAUCAACGAGUACGCACAGCGGCUCAUAUUCGAGCAUUGCGCCACGUACUCGUCAAGGAUGCUUGGGGCGUUGUCGGAGGAUUCGAGUGAGAAAAUGCCCGUCACGUUCUACGACGCUAUGAGAGCGUACAUGACCGGCCGCCAAUUUGUGGACGUUGUCUCCAGAAAUCAGGAGUCGCUCUUAGAAGGACCGCGUCCAAUAGCGUCACGAGCAACUUCCACGUCGACGACAGACGAUUACCUGGAUCCUGCGUCAAGCGGUAGUGAAGCGUUGCCACCACCAUUCCCAGAGGCGAGGUCAGGAGGUAUGGAGAACCAGGCGGUGAAGGCCAUCAACACAAUCAACAACUUCUCGGCAAUCCUAGCGCGACUAGGAAACCGGUUCGGAUACAUCAAUUGGCGGGACCGGUUUCAGCAGGACUCGGCAGCUCUGUUGACGCAGCUGUACGUUCGAUCGCAGCAGCAAAAACAAGACGUGAGCAACGGGUAUGCUAUGUGGAGUGCCACUGGCAGCCCUGGAACAGAGUCAAUGUCGGGAUCGUCCCCAGCGACAUAUUUCGACGGCUCGACGGCAGGGGGCUCGCAGUCAUAUGGAUAUUCCGACGGGAACAACUAUCGACAGCUAAGCCCGGGAUGGCCGGAAUCCAGCGAGGGGUCGAAUCGGAGGGUCUAUCAGCUUGGACAGCUGAAUUCCGGGACCGCGGGUGGGGGGGCAACGGUACCAGUGACGGAGGACAUGAGUCUGAGCACUGCAUGGGAGACAUUACCAGGCGGUAGCAUGAAUGCGCGGUUCUCAUAA